Messenger RNA from Aureobasidium musti, 1722 nucleotides. NCBI's taxonomy places the organism in Eukaryota, Fungi, Ascomycota, Dothideomycetes, Dothideales, Saccotheciaceae. The record is from the annotation of a GenBank genome assembly.
AUGCCUCACAUACCGCCGACCAUUGAGCUUCUCGAGCACGCACAACUCCAGUAUAGAAGAAAGGAGUAUGUCAAAGCCAUAGACCUUCUCGAUCUGGCCAUCAAGCAUGAACCGUCACCAUCAGUGAAAUUGCUCGACACGCGCGCAGCAGUCUAUGAAAAGCUCGGCGAUCGCAAGUCUGCCCUCAAGGAUGCCCGGACUUGCAUCCGUGUCUUCGAGAAAGACCCUACUGGCUAUUUGAGAGCAGGCAAAGUGCUUCAGAUUAUGCAAAAGACUGAUGUCGCUCUGAGCAUUUACAAACAUGGGAUCAGCAANAAGGUUAAGAAUGUUGAGCUGCUUCAGAAAAUGCAUGACAAGCUUUUCCUGUCUCUUGGUCCCGACAAAGCUGCAGACCCCUUUGCCCAACUUCCUAUCGAAAUCGUCGAGAUGAUCCUGUCGUACCUCAACUUCCGACAAAUUGUUUACUGCACUCGGGUGUCGAAGCAGUGGAACGUUUUCAUCAACAGCCUGCCUGGCCUUUGGAUGAACUUGGACUUCUCGGAAGCCAAAAAGCCUGUCAGGUCUGCUUUCUUAAGUCAUUGUAUCAACACGUCCAAACGGAAAGUCAUUUCUGCCACCUUGAAGCAUGUCAAAGACAUGGAAAAGGUCAUCAAAGCUCUAGCCGGAAGUUGCACGGAGUUUAACUCGCUCCGUCUCGUCGAUGGCGGGUUGCAAGGAGAUAGUCUUGUCCACAACCUCAAGUCGGCCACCAAGCUGAAGAAGCUUACGCUUAGCGCUUCUGCAAGUAUUUCGUCACUGACUCUUCCCAGCCUUCUCCUAGGUUGUGAGAAUCUAGAAGAGUUUGAGUGCCGAGGGAUCAUACCCGGUAGUUUGAACCUGCAUUGGAAAGGCGAGUUUCCCAAGCUUCGUCGUCUGAAGUUGAUGAGAAACUUCCAGUCACCCAACCGCUCAAUGCAUAUUCUCCGAAUUGCCACACUCCUAACGCUGAUGCCAAACUUGCAAUCCCUUUCGCUGAACGACUGGGCGACACCCUACGACAUCCUAUCACUCAAGGAAGUAGCCAAACAGCUGAUCGAAUUGGAUAUGGCAUCCGACGUGUCUUCUGGUCCGGUCCCAUUCCCAUUCCGCGACCUUCCACAGACUCUUCGCGUACUGCGACUUGAUCUUGACAGACCUCUCAGUAGUGUCGUUCUGCUGAGCCCCAAAGACUUCUUCCUACCCAACCUUGAAGAGCUUGUCUGUUGUGGUGCGGACAUGGCCAGUCUCUUUCUGUCGGACCCUGAACUCAUCUCAAAAUACCCAGAUCCUGCGGAUAACAGGUUCCUCAAGCAGUCCAAUCUGUCUAAGCUCCACACACUACAUGUGCAAUGUACAGGCGCAGCGCAACCGGUGACCUCGCUUCUUGCUCUUNNCCCUCGUCUGGAACGCCUGCGCAGUCUGCGGUUGACGCACAAUUCCAACGUCAACGAUGAAGUGGCGAAGCAUAUCGCUACCAACAUGAAGCAGUUACAAGACAUUGAUUUGUCCUCGACGAUGAUCACGGGUGCGGGCGUGCGCAUUCUUGUGGAUGGCCUCAAGUCAUCUCUGAGGACACUCAGAUUCGUCAACGUCUGGCAUUGCAGUCCAGAUGCACCAGAAUGGGCGAGAGAGCAGGGUAUACGGGUGCAGUACUCGCAGAACGCCGAUGCCAAACUAAAAGGACGCAAGAUGCGUCACGAAUGA